AAAUCUAAACCAAAGAAGAAGAACUGAUGGCAGGCGCCAGCGCAGAAGAAGAAUGGUGCCGCUAGUAGUGGCUAUAAAUGGGCUACAGAUAUAAACAACCCAAGUUUCUGAUCAAUUUGGCUGUUCUCGUAAGUAACUCAGAGCCAUACCUGUUUGUUUUAAGUCGAACUGCCCCAGAAGGAAGAUUUCACCCUCUCUACCAGAGUCACAGCCACACAAACGGAGCAUCUUCAUCCUAUCACUGAGUUCUGUGUUGUUUCUUCGCCCACCGGCGUCGUUUUAAGAAGCGGCCACGAUGCCGCUGGGUUUGAAACCAUGUUGCGCCGUUUGCAAGACUAAUUCUUCUUCGAUGUGGAAGAAAGGAAACCAGGGAGAGAUCCUAUGUAACAGCUGCACGGGAAAGAGCGCCAGCGGCGGGGCGUCAGGACCCUCCCUGUCCUCCAUCACUCAGCCCAGCAAUGGCGGAGGGAAACAGUCCAAGCAGGAGAUCCACAGGAGGUCUGCACGUCUGAGAAGCACCAAGUACAAAGCUCCUGCAUCAGAGAAAAAAGUCUCAACCAAAGGAAAAGGAAGACGACACAUAUUUAAACUCAAAAAUCCAAUCAAAGCACCAGAAUCUGUAGCGACUAUCAUCACGUCAGAAUCCAUAUUUUAUAAGGGUGUAUUCUACCAGAUAGGAGACGUGAUUAAGGUAACAGAUGAAGAAGAUGGGAAGCCUUACUAUGCUCAGAUUCGAGGCUUUGUACAGGAUCAGUACUGUGAAAAAAGUGCAGCACUGACGUGGCUCAUCCCCACUCAAGCCAGCCCUAAGGACCAGUUCGAUCCUGGCACCUAUAUUGUUGGUCCAGAGGAGGAUCUGCCCAGAAAGAUGGAGUAUUUGGAGUUUGUGUGCCACGCCCCCUCUGAGUACUUCAAGUCUCGGAGCACCCCGUUCCCUACUAUCCCAAUACGACCAGAAAAAGGCUAUAUUUGGACCCACAUAGGACCCACACCGGCCCACACUGUCAAAGAGUCUGUCAGUGCCAGCAGUUAGUGGGACUGUGAUUAAAGACAUGGACUCCGUUCUUAAAGAAAUAAAUGUACAUUCACAUGAUGCUAGUGCAGGGUCAGCAGUCGCCAGCACAUCAGCAGAGCAUCUGCAGAGGUAGAUGUUGCAGUCAGUGGAGGUUUAAAUGUAAAUAAGGUUUAAAUGUAAUAAAUACUGAUAUCUGGGAGGACUGUGUCAUCUGGGAGGACGCAGGACGGUCUGAAAUGUGACAUUUGUUUUUAGUGACGCCUAGCAACAGGAGCGACGGGGUCUUUCAAUGACUAGUAACAGGAAGAAGCGUCACAAAUGAGACACCCCCCCGAAUUACUUCAAACUUGGCACUGCCUCCAGUCCAUACACCCGCCAAGUUUGAAGGAGAACAGACGACCAAUGCAUACAGAGAUUCCUUCAUUUAUUAAGGAGAUAAUGAUUUUGGGGUUUUCUGAUCAUUACUUCACAUUUGAAGGCGAGUUGUAAGUUGAUGGUAAUGAUGUGUCUAAUUGCUUUGUGUUAUUCACAAGCUGUGAUGCUGAAACAUAUGGAAGCUUGUUUACACCACUUUUUUUUUUUUUUUUUUUCCAGUGGUAGAAACAAGUUUCCAUAAAAAUGUUACUUUUGUAUUUGAUAAUAAACAAAAAGCUCUUUUCCAUCACUACUGUUGCCUGUGA
Messenger RNA from Haplochromis burtoni (Burton's mouthbrooder), 1695 nucleotides. RefSeq names its product GATA zinc finger domain containing 1 (gene gatad1). Lineage: Eukaryota; Metazoa; Chordata; Actinopteri; Cichliformes; Cichlidae. The record is from RefSeq and is a predicted model, not a curated record. Gene Ontology annotation, biological process: chromatin organization; regulation of DNA-templated transcription. Gene Ontology annotation, molecular function: sequence-specific DNA binding; zinc ion binding. Bases 296 to 1033 code for a protein of 245 amino acids. The transcript has 5 exons. Gene Ontology annotation, cellular component: nucleus.